AGGGAGGUCCUGCAGGAGCAGGGACUGUGGGAGGAGUUUAGGAAGAGACACCCCUACAAACCUAUGGUCAAGUUUGCCAGCAACUUCGCCAACACUGAACGGAUGACCAACGAUGCUGACCUGACAUACUAUGGUGUCAUCUCCAUUGGAAAUCCACCACAGUCCUUCACUGUCAUCUUUGACACUGGAUCCUCCAACCUAUGGGUACCAUCCAUCAACUGCUCCAGCCAGGCUUGCAGCAACCAUGCAAAAUUCAACCCAAAAGGGUCCAAAACUUUCAAGUCCACAUCAAAUUCAGUGGCCAUCCAGUAUGGGACUGGGAGCAUGACUGGAGUGCUGGGAUAUGACACCGUUGAGAUUUCCUCAGACAUAUGCGUGUCUAUCAAUAAAAAAGCUGUUGCUUGCUCUGGUGGCUGCCAAGCUAUGGUGGAUACCGGCACCUCCUACAUUGUUGGACCAAGCAGUGACAUUCAAAACCUCCUGAGAUCUUUGAAGGCUUCUGUGGACCAAAAUGGAGAUGCAUUCGUGAACUGCAACAGCGUGGGAUCCAUGCCUGACCUGACCUUUACCCUCGGCGGACAUGCCUUCAGCAUCCCUCCCUCUGCAUAUGUUUCUCAGUACAGCAGUGGAUGCAUGCUUCGCAUUAGUACCGGUGGCUUUGGCCAGCUCUGGAUCCUGGGUGACGUCUUCAUCAGAGAGUUCUACACCAUCUUUGAUAGGGGCAACAAUCGAGUGGGUCUUGCUACAGCUGUGUGAUGCACAUGGAGGAAACAGUGUGGAAA
Paramormyrops kingsleyae is the source of this 782-nucleotide messenger RNA. The record is from RefSeq and is a predicted model, not a curated record. NCBI's taxonomy places the organism in Eukaryota, Metazoa, Chordata, Actinopteri, Osteoglossiformes, Mormyridae.